Molecule: messenger RNA, 2224 nt
Organism: Cryptotermes secundus
Lineage: Eukaryota; Metazoa; Arthropoda; Insecta; Blattodea; Kalotermitidae
Product: activating transcription factor 7-interacting protein 1-like
Biological process (GO): regulation of DNA-templated transcription
Cellular component (GO): transcription regulator complex; nucleus
Molecular function (GO): protein binding; transcription coregulator activity
Source: RefSeq, a predicted model, not a curated record
CACAACAGCAGCCACAACAACUCCAGCAGCAGCAACAGCGACAGACGCAGCCAGUUGUGAGAACCCCCACCACAAAUGCACUGACAGUACAGAAGGUUGUAACUCCGGGUUUUACAAAGCUCACGCCCCCACCAGCAGCACCUACUCAACCUGCGAUUGCUCGUGUACCAAUCCCGACGCUUGUUGGUCCAUUACCAGCGUCACUUAAAAUGUCAUCAUCAGCACCUAAGAACAUUGUUGGAAGACCUUCUUUCAGCGUUUCCACUGCUGUAGUUACCACAACCAGCUCAAUGACAAGCACUGCCAACACUGUUAAUAACACUGUCGUGAAUACUGCUACUAACCUGAGGGUUGCUACAGCAUCACAGCUGAAUAACAGGCAGCAACCCAAGACAUCUACCCCGUAUACACCAAGCAAACCUAAUGCUGAUCUUAAGAUCAUUGAUCUAACAGAUGAGGAAGACAGGGCUAAGACGACAGGAAUUAUGCGUCCAGUGAAUGCUACUCCAGCUACAAUUGCUACCAAUCUAAUUGCAUCUAGUAGUGUUACAACACCAGUUUCCAUUAGCAAUAAUCCAGGGAUUCAGGCAGGCAGUAUUCGGGUUGUGCAACCACACCAACUCACCGGCACAACUGCCACUACUAUCAUUGCACCUUCUGCGCCAACUUCUGCAACUUCACGGCUGGCAUACCUUGUCCCCACAUCUGGAGGAACGGUACAGCAGCGACAGGUGCUUAUUGCAAGUUCUCCGUCACAGGUUCGUCCAGGUGUUGUGAGUGUUGGCAACCGACAGAACCAACUACCUACAUUGCUGUUUAAGAAUGGAACUGUUGUGCCAAUCCAACAGGCAUCAGGAACAGCACCUGUUAAUACCACAGCUAUUUUGCGGCCGGGCCCACCAGUGCAGACCAGCCAGCUACAGCAAGUAUUGAAUCCCACAAGAACUGGCCAGCAAAUUCGCGUGGCUCCUAGUCUUGUCACAACUGUAGGUCGCAUGACUGCACCUGCUAUUGCAACUGUAAAUUCUGUUAUUGGAAACAAGCAUCCGGCACCUCUUCCGAACAUGCCCAUGUACCAGCCCAACCAUGUCAGCUGGAAGUUUGCGCCACCCAAACCAGAACUCAAAAUAUCAAAAGUCGCCAACAAACACCAACAAGGUAUUGUACUGUCUUGGAACAUGCAACUGACAUCAGAGUAUGAGGAGAUAGCUAGUUACCAGUUGUAUGCAUACCAGGAGGGGUCUGCCCAGCCAAGCACUACAUUAUGGAAGAAAGUUGGUGAUGUGAAAGCCCUACCAUUGCCUAUGGCUUGCACACUGACACAGUUCAUGGAAGGCCAUAAAUAUCACUUCGCCGUUCGAGCAGUUGACGUGCAUACAAGAGUAGGUCCAUUUAGCACACCAGGCAACAUUGUUCUUACCCGUAAAUAACAUUUUUGAGCCUGUCAUCCAAUGUGUGCCGUAUUGGUGAUCAUAUUGCUGGUGUGAGGAAGAGAAAGGAUGCUGCUGUUCUGCCAGUUGUGCCCAUAUGCACAUAUCCUGUGUAGUAGAUCACUACAGAGCUUUGCUGUUAACUAUGGCUUUUAUGAAGGAUGUGCCCUUCUAACCAUUUCUUCUGAAGUUGUUGAGAAGUAGAGUGCAGUUGUGUGCAGCUACCAGUUUUGAUGGAAAGGAUCCUCAUAUGCAGAAUAAAUAUCUGUGUAGGUACUUGUACAUAAACGCAGUGUAGAUUCCAAGCGCCAUUCGGAGAAGUGUUGAAGACAUUAGUGAUGUGUACACUUCUCUUAAUAUCAGUUCUUUUUUUCACAACAUGUGCAUUAUAAAUUAUUGAACAGAUUUGUCCCUCAUGUUUUGGUUCUUGAAAAUUUUUGACAUUCUAGAAAUUAGAUUGUGUUUAUUAGGGCCAUGGACCAUAUGAUCUGGUUACCUGUGCAUGAUCUCACAAGCCAGAAGAUAACAGCUGAAAUCUUCAACAUCAUGAAACCUCAAAUCUUAUUCAGACUAUUUUGGGGGGAAAUUUUAUAUUGUCUGGUGGUUGACCUGUUACUGUUUGGCUUGUGACUGAGUAUUAGAAUGUUAUUCCUUGCUCAGCUGAAAUAUUACUCCUCAUAGAGUGAAAAAGUUACUACACAAGUUGUAAAUCUGUUGAUGAGGGGUGAGCCAUAAAAACUGGCCCUUGCACUGCAACCUUCAAUGAUCUGUUGUCCUUCCUCUUUGGAUUAACC